Molecule: messenger RNA, 2374 nt
Organism: Anguilla rostrata (American eel)
Lineage: Eukaryota; Metazoa; Chordata; Actinopteri; Anguilliformes; Anguillidae
Product: GTPase IMAP family member 8-like
Exons: 4
Coding region: 178-2184 (668 amino acids)
Molecular function (GO): GTP binding
Source: RefSeq, a predicted model, not a curated record
AGAAAACACAAGUAAGAUGUGAACUGCGGCGAAAGUCGGCAAUGGCGCAUACAUUUUGACAAGUCUCUCAAUUUCAGCGUUUCCAGUUUGGUCCAAGGACACUGCAUUAAGUAAUGUGGGAUCAUUUUUCGUUUUCAACUGGUUAAUUUAACGGACGAGAACAGACAAGAAAAAGCAAUGUCGAUGUUGCAUCUUCAAGAGGAGCACCCCCAGCUCUCCGAGCUGAGUCUGGUCCUUCUGGGAAAGAGGGGUGCUGGGAAGUCUGCUGCGGGGAACGCCAUAUUCGGGAAAGAUGAGUUCCGCGGGAAUGAAGGGGUGUCGUGUGUGAAGAGACAGGCGGAGGUGGCGGGAAGGCGCGUCACUGUUGUGGACACUCCAGGGUGGGACAGGGUCAGUGCCUUUCGCACGUCUGAACAGGUGAAACAGGAAAUGACCCGUAGUGCAUUCCUGUGUCCUCCGGGACCCCACGCUGUCCUUCUGACCAUCCCUGUGGAGGAACUCCCGCAGAGGGAAAAGAAAUCGUUGAAGACCCACAUGCAGCUGCUGGGAGAGAGGAUCUGGAGACACACUUUAGUGCUGUUCACCUACGAAGAGGAAAUGGAGAGGAGCGCCAUCGAGGAGCACAUCAGCAAAGAGAAGUCUCUGCAGUGGCUGGUGGAGCAGUGCGGCUACAGGUACCAUGUCCUGAACAUCGCCAAGGACUGCUCCCGCACCCAAGUCAUGGACCUGUUCGGGAAGAUCGAGCAGAUGGUGGCAGAAAACCGCGGCGAGGUCUACCUGCCCCAGGUUUACUAUGACAUCAUAGAGAGCGCAAGGCCAAAGGAAUACACCGAGCUGAGACAAGAAUAUGACCAGCGUGAACUGCAACUCAAACAGAGCUGGAGAAAAGAGGAAGAUGAGUAUAAGGCACAGAUUGAGAAGCUUAAGAAACAGGUUGACCAGCUAAACACAAGAGAAACAGAGAUUAAACCAAGGAAGAGGAGUGGCAGUCUCGACACCCCACCCGACGAGGAGUCCCCCCAGCUCUCCGAGCUGAGACUGGUCCUUCUGGGAAAGAGGGGUGCUGGAAAGUCUGCUGCAGGGAACGCCAUAUUCGGGAAAGAUGAGUUCCGCGGGAAUGAAGGGGUGUCGUGUGUGAAGAGACAGGCGGAGGUGGCGGGAAGGCGCGUCACUGUUGUGGACACUCCAGGGUGGGACAGGGUCAGUACCUUUCGCACGCAUGAACAGGUGAAACAGGAAAUGACCCGUAGUGCGUUCCUGUGUCCUCCGGGACCCCACGCUGUCCUUCUGACCAUCCCUGUGGAGGAACUCCCGCAGAGGGAAAAGAAAUCAGUGAAGACCCACAUGCAGCUGCUGGGAGAGAGGAUCUGGAGACACACCUUAGUGCUGUUCACCUGCGAAGAGGAAAUGGAGAGGAGCGCCAUCGAGGAGCACAUCAGCAAAGAGAAGUCUCUGCAGCAGCUGGUGGAGCAGUGCGGCUACAGGUACCAUGUCCUGAACAUCGCCAAGGACUGCUCCCGCACCCAAGUCAUGGACCUGUUCGGGAAGAUCGAGCAGAUGGUGGCAGAAAACCGCGGCGAGGUCUACCUGCCCCAGGUUUACUAUGACAUCAUUGAGAGCGCAAGGCCAAAGGAAUACACCGAGCUGAGACAAGAAUAUGACCAGCGUGAACUGCAACUCAAACAGAGCUGGAGAACAAAGGAAGAUGAGUAUAAGGCACAGAUUGAGAAACUUAAGAAACAGGUUGAGGAGCUAAACACAAGAGAAACAGAGAUUAAACCAAGGAAGAGGAGUGGCAGUCUUGAGACCCCACCUGACAUGUCAGCAGAAAAAGCAGAGAAGAAGGAGGUGGAGCAGAGCGGAGGGCUGAGGGUGGACCUGGAGACCGUCAAACAGGGAUACAGAGAAGAGGCCAUGGCCAUUUUGCAGCACUAUGUCAAGCCUAUUCUAGUCUUUCUGGCGGCCAUAGUGGGUGCACUAUUGGGAUCCAUAGUGGGGUCGUUUAGAGGGCCUUAUGGAGCGGCUAUUGGUGUUCCCAUUGGUAUACUUGUAGCGCUUCUGCUAGCAUCGGUAGUGAGAACAGAGGCCAGAGCUGCGCGAGGUACUCCUCCCAGUGUGGGGACUUGCAGCAGCCCGAUUCAGAGAGAUCCACUACAGGGCACACUUUCCACUGCACACAGGUGAGGGGGGGCUCAGACUAACACCAGCAAUGGACCAGAGGACUGUGUGUGUGUGUGUGCGCGCGUGUGUGUGCGUGUGUGUGUGUGUGUGUAUGCAUGUGCAUCUGUGUGUAUGCAGAAGAUGUAGUUUAUUUUGUAAUAAUGUAAAUACAUUUUUGUAUAUUGUUAAAUAAAGUAAUAUUUUAAAGUAAUAA